AUGCGCAUUAUUGAAUCGGGCAUUGACUCACUCCCGUUUGCGACCUGGAAGCCACGCCAACUUGGGGAUAAAUCCCGACAUCUUCGUAUACUCGGUCUCAUCAAGCUCUUUCCCAGUCUCCAAAUCCGUCACGAUGAUAAUCAGCUCACUGACCUUGCCAAGCCGAUCUCUGAAGUCCUUUGCUGGAAGAACCCUAGUCGCAGCUGGUUUACGGCAGCAACCUGUGUUUGGUGGACCUUGCUCUUCACUACCACGUCCCAUACCAAUCCACGUGACUUGGCCAAUGAAGUCUGGGUUGUCAACAACAGGCUCCCUAAGCUCAUGGCCAAGCCUGAUACUGGCCGUGUCAAUCACGAGAAAGUCUUCACUUAUGAUCUAGAGAAGAACUUCAUCCAGGCCAUCGAGCAAAUGAUGGAAGGCAAGGGCGACUUGGAGAAGCUCAAGGAUGAGUACCCUGAAGCUGAGUUCUUAUUGAACUUGAAGAAGCCUCUGAUCGAGCAUCAAAUCCGCAUCCCAAACUACACAAACGCCGUCGCCAAUAAGCUACAGGACUCACAGUGGGUUCUGCAAUACCACAAGCUCGCCGAGUCUCGUCGCUGCAUGUUUAGACUCAUGCCUAAACUUUUUCGGCAGCAACAUCCCCUACUGUUUAGCCAUGAUUAUCUAUUUAAGGUUUUUGAAGCCAUGAUAGUGACUAAUCCAUGGUUGGAGAUGACAGAGGAAGGGACAGUCCAGGAGAUACUGAAGGAAAGCGCCGAAAUACUGACAAUCUGGCUGGGCUCAUUGGCUGGCAACGAUCCCGAUAUCAUCCCCAAGGGAUAUCAAGGACUCAAGCAUCUGAGCGACAUAACGGAUGUCAUGAAAGAAAGACUUGAGAAUGACCAUCCAGCAUUGCCAGUUCCGCUUCUACUUAGACCUUCAACCAUGCGGAUGGCUUAUCGGCGCUCUAUCGCGAUUACAAAUCCCGAGACUAAAGAACGUCCGCAUAGUUGUCCUUUCUUGGCGGACAAGCAUCUUACGUCUCAGCAUCCAGCCAUCUCAGCUUGA
Fusarium coffeatum is the source of this 1047-nucleotide messenger RNA. RefSeq lists its product as uncharacterized. The transcript has 4 exons. NCBI's taxonomy places the organism in Eukaryota, Fungi, Ascomycota, Sordariomycetes, Hypocreales, Nectriaceae. The record is from RefSeq and is a predicted model, not a curated record. The coding region runs from base 1 to 1047 and encodes 348 amino acids.